Molecule: messenger RNA, 1122 nt
Organism: Suricata suricatta (meerkat)
Lineage: Eukaryota; Metazoa; Chordata; Mammalia; Carnivora; Herpestidae
Gene: P2RY4
Product: pyrimidinergic receptor P2Y4
Exons: 1
Coding region: 28-1122 (364 amino acids)
Biological process (GO): transepithelial chloride transport; G protein-coupled receptor signaling pathway
Cellular component (GO): plasma membrane
Molecular function (GO): G protein-coupled purinergic nucleotide receptor activity; G protein-coupled UTP receptor activity
Source: RefSeq, a predicted model, not a curated record
UUCUGCCCUUUCUACCUCUAGGGGACCAUGGCUGGUGCAGAGUCCCCUCUGCUCACAAUAGGCCCCAGUCUGGAUCCUGGCGACAGCGAGGUACAGCUGAACUGCUGGUUUGAUGAGGAGUUCAAGUUCAUCAUGCUGCCUGUGAGCUACACAGUUGUCUUUGUGUUGGGUCUAAGUCUCAAUGCCCCGGCCCUCUGGCUCUUCCUCUCUCGUCUCCGACCAUGGGAUGCAACAGCCACCUACAUGUUCCACUUGGCCUUAUCAGACACUUUGUACGUGCUGUCACUACCCACCCUCAUCUACUAUUAUGCGGCCCGCAACCACUGGCCCUUUGGUACUGGGCUCUGCAAGUUCAUCCGCUUUCUCUUCUAUUGGAACCUCUACUGCAGUGUCCUUUUCCUCACCUGCAUCAGUGUGCACCGCUACCUGGGCAUCUGCCACCCACUGCGGGCUCUACGCUGGGGCCGGCCUCGAUUUGCAGGCCUUCUCUGCCUGGCAGUUUGGUUGGUUGUAGCCGGCUGCCUCAUGCCCAACUUGUUCUUUGUCACAACCAGUCCCAAGGGGGACACCAUCCUGUGCCAUGACACCACUCGGCCUGAGGAGUUUGACCACUAUGUGCACUUCAGCUCAGCAAUCAUGGGACUGCUCUUUGGCGUGCCCUGCCUGGUCACUCUUGUCUGCUAUGGGCUCAUGGCCAGGCGCCUGUAUCGGCCCUUGCCAGGGGCUGCCCGGUCAUCUUCUCGUCUGCGUUCUCUCCGCAUGAUCGCUGUGGUGCUGACUGUCUUUGCUGUCUGCUUUGUGCCUUUCCACAUCACCCGCACCAUUUAUUACAUGUCAAGGCUGUUGGAAGCUGACUGCCGGGUGCUGAACAUUGUCAACGUGGUCUACAAAGUGACUCGGCCUCUGGCUAGUGUCAACAGCUGCCUGGAUCCUGUACUCUACCUACUCACUGGGGACAAGUAUCGCCGUCAGCUCCGUCACCUCUGCAGUACUGGUGGGCCCCAGCCCCGUAUGCCUGCCUCUUCCCUGGCGCUGGUGUCCCUGCCUGAAGAUAGCAGCUGCAGGUGGACAUCCACCCACUCAGACAGUGGCUUCCCUUUCUCUGGGGCAGAUAGACUGUAA